UUAUCAGACUCUCUUCUUUCGCUAGAUGGUUUCUCGAUUUCCCUGCAUUAUUUUAUCACAGGGCCUCUCCAAGAUUCACUGUGCUAUUCACAUUUUAUUUUGUUCCUACAAUGUCUGUGAUGGCCAUGAAAUACCUGUGAAGUACUUGUUCCAAUCAUUAUAGUUGGCUUAACGUUGCAGGAAUGCUUGGAAUUGGUGUGAGGAAAAGACGGUGCAAGUCAAUAGCAAGAAGACUGGCUGUAGGAGUUCUAUUGACCAGUUUCAUGGUGGUAUUGCACUGCUUAUCUACCCCAGCAGUCCAACAAGUCAAUCAACAAAAGGUUACAUUGGCUCUGUCGUGUUCUCACCACUUGUCUCAAACAUGGGUCCACAAUUUGACCAACUACUCUCAAAGCAGAACAAGUCUGUCAGGGGAGUGUGUGCCCACAGUGGACAUCAUGUUCAUGAAGACCCACAAGACUGCCAGCAGCACAUUACUCAACAUCAUCUUCCGCUUCGGUGAGAAGCACGGUUUAAAGUUUGCCUUUCCUAAAGGUCGCAAUGACUUCUCCUACCCAUCCCCUUUCCUUUGCUCCCAUGUCAAAGACUUCCAGCCUGGGGUAUGUUUCAACAUCUUAUGUAACCACAUGCGCUUUAAUGGGCAUGAGGUGGCAAAGCUCCUCCCAGCAGACGCUGCCUAUUUCACCAUCCUACGAGACCCGGCAGAGUUGUUUGAGUCAUCCUUCCAUUAUUACAGCCGAGCGAUUCCCCUCACCUGGGGGAUCCACGGAGAUGGCAAACUGGCUGAGUUUCUGCGUGAACCCAUGAACUACUACACCCCAGAGAGCUACAACUCAUUCUACCUCAAGAACCUGCUCUUCUUUGACUUUGGAUUUGAUAACAACUUAGAGCCUCACCACCCUCUGGUGGAGAGGGGUAUUCAGACCUUGUCCCAACGCUUCCAGCUGGUCCUGAUGGCGGAGCAUUUUGAGGAGUCUCUCAUCCUGCUGAAAGAUACACUCUGCUGGACGAUGGAAGAUAUGCUGUUCUUCAAGCUCAAUGCCCGCAAGGACUCAUCUGUGUCACGACUGACCCCUGCACUAAGGGCCAAGGCCCGGGAGUGGAACGGGGCCGACUGGAGGCUCUACCAGCACUUUAACGCCACAUUCUGGGCCAAGGUGGAGGCAUACGGGUGGACACGGAUGGAGCAGGAAGUGAAGGAGCUGAGGAGGAGGAAUGCAGAAAUGGCUGCCAUGUGCAUUGAGGGUGGGGGAGCAGUGGAGGCUGGGCUGAUUCGGGACACAGAUCUGCUUCCCUGGCAGCCAGUUGGAGAGAACUCCAUCCUGGGUUACAAUUUAAGGAAAAACAUUGACCCCAAAUAUAGGGAACUCUGUCGGAAAAUGCUUACACCUGAAAUACAGUACCUAUCAGAGCUAGGGGUCAACUUGUGGCUCACAAGAUUAUGGGGUUGGUUAAAGGAUACUAUAUUCUAGCUAGAAACAAAUUUAUGGGAACAAUUUGGAUACAUUUUUAAGAGUAUAAACUGGGGCGGUGGGUGCUACUAGUAUAAUAUAUGUUUUUUUUAUGGUCAUACCAAGGAUCAUUUAGCUAUUUGAUUUUAAAUUGCAGAACCCCCUUUGGCCUUAUUGCUAUUAGCCCAUAGAAACACAUUGAAUGACAGAUUCAUACAUGGAAAAACAGAUAGUUAAAAAUAAUUCAUAAGGAAGUUUGUUUUAAAGUGUUUGUCCUAUGUCUGUCCUAUAUCAUCAGUGGAGGCUGCUGAUACCAAACACAUCAAACACGUGGUUUCCCUAUGUUUGAUACCAUUCUAUUGACUUCCUUCCAGCCAUUAUUAUGAGCUGUCCUCCCCUCAGCAGCCUCCACUGACUUCCAUACAUUUUUGUUCAACUGCUACCGGGCUACCUUCAGACGAGUUCUGUGAGCCUUGUGGGCAUCCUAGAGCAAACAACAUGUACGUGUUUGUGAGCCUCACCUUUCCAUACAGUGGUCAUAUUAGUGUGUAGCCCAAACUGUUUGGACGCUACAGACAGAAGUUGGCAGAUCGGCGGUACUGAAUUCAGACGAGUCCCAUGACGCUUGUGGGGGUCAUAGAGCAAUACGGAGAACAACCCCGUGUUCGUGAGAGUCUCAUUUUCCCCGAGUGGUCAUAUUAGUUUGCAGUGUUUGUCUCAUGAUCUGACAAACACUGCUGUAGCUCGGCCACCUUCCACCGCAGAUGUGGAAGGCCGCCAUUGGCAGAUGCGGUGGAUUGCAAAAAAAACUUUCUAUCUUAAACAGACGUAUUUUGAUGGCACAUGUUUUUAUUAUGCUAAUUCGCUUUUUCACGGGGGCUUGGAAAUCAACUGUAGGGGUGUUAAAUAACUUGUGGUUGCAAAUAAAGAUACACUUUGUGACUGACUCCUUAUGCAAUGCUAUCUUAUUGCAUUGAUGUAUAAGUGAAAGAGAGGAUCACAACAGCUAUGUGCUGAUUAAUCUCUAAAUUGUACAUAUUUGUUUUUUCUAAGUCAGCAUAUUACUCUCAGAGCUUGACUCUUGAAGCCUGCAUGAAAUCCUUUAUCCCUUCCUCUCAUACUGAAGAUGCCAAAGUAUGUUAUUCAGUAUUAAGGUGUAUGAAUUAGUGUGAAAAUCUUCAUUCACAAUUGUAAUGACAGUCGAUGUUCAUUAAAACAAGACAUG
Molecule: messenger RNA, 2676 nt
Organism: Oncorhynchus nerka (sockeye salmon)
Lineage: Eukaryota; Metazoa; Chordata; Actinopteri; Salmoniformes; Salmonidae
Product: galactosylceramide sulfotransferase-like
Exons: 3
Coding region: 183-1472 (429 amino acids)
Biological process (GO): myelination; galactosylceramide biosynthetic process
Cellular component (GO): membrane
Molecular function (GO): galactosylceramide sulfotransferase activity
Source: RefSeq, a predicted model, not a curated record